This is a messenger RNA of Nannospalax galili (Upper Galilee mountains blind mole rat), 549 nucleotides long. RefSeq names its product small integral membrane protein 26 (gene Smim26). The coding region runs from base 95 to 394 and encodes 99 amino acids. Lineage: Eukaryota; Metazoa; Chordata; Mammalia; Rodentia; Spalacidae. The transcript has 2 exons. Gene Ontology annotation, cellular component: mitochondrion. The record is from RefSeq and is a predicted model, not a curated record.
AAGUGGAUGCGGGGCUGGCUCCCCACUGCUGGAGUUGCCACCCUCUGUGCUUCUGGCGUCCCGGGGGCCUUGGCUUUCCGCUCCGCGCUUUGCCAUGCUUCCUGAACAGGCCUCUGCCUGGUACCGGCGGAUGUCUAUAAUCUACGCGGUCGGCGCCUGGUCGGUGCUGGGCUCAUUGUUUCUCAGUACUCGGAAACAAAAGGCGCCAGGUGAUGAAGUAGAGCAGAAGGAUGACUCAGCAAGUGCAACUGCCUCAAUAAGUGAAAUAGCAGAGCCCAUAGAAGGGUUUUAUGUGGAAACAGUUGUUACAUGUAAAGAUGAUUUUGUUCCGGUUACUCAAAGCAUCCUGGACUACCUGAGAUCAUGGACUGGUGGACCCGGCCCAGAGUCCUGAUCAACUGCUGAAUUCUGAAAACAGGCUUGGCUCAGAAUUUGAAUUUGAGUUCCCUUUCAUAUUUGUGAGAAGUAUAUAUUUAACUUAAUUUUGCUAUAAAGUGCAAUCAAUAAUAAUGCACAAUAAAUGUUUCCUUGAAGGAACUAAACAAAUGA